Molecule: messenger RNA, 612 nt
Organism: Penicillium argentinense
Lineage: Eukaryota; Fungi; Ascomycota; Eurotiomycetes; Eurotiales; Aspergillaceae
Exons: 1
Coding region: 1-612 (203 amino acids)
Biological process (GO): tRNA-type intron splice site recognition and cleavage; tRNA splicing, via endonucleolytic cleavage and ligation
Cellular component (GO): tRNA-intron endonuclease complex
Molecular function (GO): nucleic acid binding
Source: RefSeq, a predicted model, not a curated record
AUGACGACCAAAAGGAUCGAGAACCCCAUGCCGGAGCCCUCCCAGCUCACCGAGCUCAUUGACUCCAUGUCCGCCUCCACAAACCCACAAACAGCAACCACCCUCCAAAUCCUGCACAAUCUCCAAUACCAGCACCUUUGGACAUCGCUCCAGAUCCACGCAACACCAGCAGACAUGGCUUCAUCUGCGGAAGAUCCUCGGCCUACAUUGAUCUCCGGAAUUCCUCCACACCGCGUAUAUACCCACCCCGACGAACAACUGUACAUGUUAGAAAGAGGUCUCCGCGACGACGACCUGCGCCCGGAGCGACUUUUCGUGAUUCCCACUGCGCAAGGACAGCGCUGGUCUCUUCGGCGCAUGGCUGCUGUUUUUGAUGCCAUGUCUGACAUUGAAGUUGCUGCUGACGACGAGUCUGACACUGUUGCUCUGCCUGAAGGAGCAAAGGCGGAGAAGCUGGAGGAGUACUAUCGGAAGAGGGCGGAGGCUGAUAUCACGAAGGAGUGGGGCUCCAAGCGGGCACUCUUGGGCAUGGUGGACAAGGGGAUGGGUGGAGAAGGGACGGUGGUUUAUUAUAUUGUGCAGGAGGGUGAAGUGAAGCCUCGACAGAACUAA